ACCGGCCUUUUAAACACCUUGCUCGAACCGCCUGCUGAAACCCGGCCCUUCAGACUGAAACAAUAAAAAUAAAUUCUGAAUUUUGGCUUCUCGUUUUGACGCAGGUUGACUGCGACGAAUUACAGACGAUCAAGGGUUUCCUCGGAUUUUGGUCGGGGAGAUGGAUGGUAAUGUGGCUGAUAUUAAGAAAUGGGUCGUGAUAUAUCCAGUUUACUUGAACUCUAAGAAAACGAUAGCCGAAGGGAGGCGAAUUAGCGUGAGCAAAGCAUGUGAAAACCCUAAUUGUGUUGAGAUUGGAGAUUGCUGUAACUAUCUUAAAAUCCCGUAUGCAAUUGAGAUUGAUAAGGCGUAUCCUAGGGAUUUCAUGCAAAGAGGGAGAGUGAGGGUGAAACUGAAGAAGGAAGAUGGGACUUUCUACAAUCCAGCUGUUACUUGCAGAAAACAGCUGAUGCUUCAUGUUGCAGAGUUGGUACCUAGACAUCCUGGUAGAACUAAGAAGCAGGAGCCAGCAUCCACAUUGACAACUGCUGGACCUUCCAAAUCUGGGAAAGGUGGAAAAAAGAAGAGAUAAAUAUAUCAAAAUGUUUCCUCUUUGAUGUUCAAUUCUGGUCAGCGUUGGCUGUUACAUGUUGGUUGUUUUACCUUAGUUGCGUUAGACGAUAUUGUGUUUUUGAAGUAUAAGAUAGACAAUAUGUGUUGCAUCUCCCUUUUACCUUUAAUGUUUUUUUCAAUAGAA
Molecule: messenger RNA, 736 nt
Organism: Mangifera indica (mango)
Lineage: Eukaryota; Viridiplantae; Streptophyta; Magnoliopsida; Sapindales; Anacardiaceae
Product: signal recognition particle 19 kDa protein
Exons: 4
Coding region: 161-571 (136 amino acids)
Biological process (GO): SRP-dependent cotranslational protein targeting to membrane; SRP-dependent cotranslational protein targeting to membrane, signal sequence recognition
Cellular component (GO): signal recognition particle, endoplasmic reticulum targeting
Molecular function (GO): 7S RNA binding
Source: RefSeq, a predicted model, not a curated record